ACGCAUGACGUUGAUUCUGACAAAGAUUCAGAGGUUUAGAAAUUCAAAUUAUCAGAACUGAACAAGACUGAAUCAAGGAAAGAUAACAAAUGAUUUUACCUGGUGAAGUUCAUCAAACCAUCGUUAACUAAUCAACAAUUAAGAUUGAUUGUUAAUUAUUGUUUACGUCUCAUUUUUAUUUCUCCUUAUUUGUUUUAUUUUCUUUAUGAUUUGUAUUAAUUUUGUUUCUCCUCUUUAAUUGAUUAUUUCAUGAUUUACAUAAUCGCUCUAAUCAUAUCUAAAACAACAACAAUUAAAUCAUCAUAUCAAAAUUAAGCUCUAAAUUUGAUUGAAAAUUUAACAAAGUUUUGAGCUUGACAAAUAUCAAAUAUUCACAAUUUGAACCAACCUGAUUGAUUCUGUUUCAUUCAUAUCAACAAUUGAUUGUUGCUGAUCAUCAACUCUAACCAUCAACAAUUAAGUUAUUCGUGCAAUUCAAUAAGUGAGACAUAAAGUGAUUUAGUUAAUUGUUACAAAAUGGCCUCAUCAUCUGGUAACUAUGUUGAUUUUUCAGCGAUACCUUUACAAAAUUCAGUUGAACAUAAGAUUCAGGAUCAGAUUGAAGCCUUGGAAUGUUUAGAAAAAUUAUUGGAUAAAUUGGAUAAGAAUCAAAUUGUUCUUGAAGUACUACCUGUUCUUGGUGAAAUUAAACCAACCGAUCCUGCCGUGGUUAUGCCUAUUGCUAGAAUGUAUAUGCGCCUGUUAACCGAUCAAAAGUUUGGUAUUGAAGAGGAUAUUUUGGCAAUUAAAAUAAUGCCUGCGAUGCUUCCUGUUGUUGUUAACCCAAAUCUUGCUAUUGAUGAGUUCAAUUUUCUAUCUGAUCUAUUACAAAAAAUGCUAAAUCAAAUAACCAGGAACCAGAGAGAUAAAAUAUUACCUGAGAAAUCAAAUACACAAAUAAGCCCAUCAGCUGAAAAAGUUCCCAUUGAGAUUAACUUUAAUCAACCCAAUAAUCCAUUGUAUCCUCAACGUCCUCCAACAUUAAAAUUAGAGUCACGUCGUCAGUCAAUAUCAGUUGACGAUGUUUCCUGUUCAGAUCCAUCAUCACCUGAGAACGCAAAUUUAUUGGGUUUACCUGGUUCCAAUUUGAAGGGUCGCCGGCACUCAGAUAACGCUAUUAAUAUUCCCAGAAUUGAGAUCGCCCUUUCCUCACCCACCACGGCCGAAAAUCGAAGUAUAGCUCGAGUCAAUUCUACGUCUAAUUUAACCUCUCGCCGCCAUUCAUCAAUUAAUCCAACCGAGAUUACUAAUCUUAAUCAACGUCGCCAUUCAUCAAUCAAUUUACAAGACUUACAACAAUUCCAUCGGCGGCGACAUUCAUCAAUUAACCCUCAUGAUAUCAAGCGAGUGGCUAAUAAAAUAUCAAGAGCAGCCGAUGAUAUGCUUUGUUCAGCCGUUGAUUCAUUGGAAUCAAAAACGUCUCAAUUAAAGAUUGAUUUUAAUCCGGUUCCAAUGAUUUCGCCAACCAAAGGUCGUCGAUCGUCGGUUGCGGCCAUUUUUGGAUCGGCACCCUCGCCAAGUCUCUUUGGAUCAUCGCCUGGAAAAACUUCAAAUAAAUUACUAACCAAAGUGGGUCUUAAAAAAGCAAAAACACCAACUAAAUCAGAGAAACUGUUAAAUUCAUUGGGAACUGGAAUGCAACAUUUCUUGGGGAAAUAGAUUGUGUACAAAUUUUGUGGAUAAAGUAUUUUAAUUAACAAUUAAUCAAUCGAAUCAAAUUCAACCAACAUUGACCAUGAAACAAAUGAGAUGUUACCUGAUAAAUUAUUGGAUCAACUGACCAGCAACAAUUAACAAUAGGGACUUUGAAUGGGAAUGAUAAUCAGUUUAAUUCACCAUUUGGGAAUCGACACAAUCCUUAAUCAUUGCGAAUACAAGGUUAAUCAUCUAAAAAUUAAUCAACUAAUCUAAUACAUUUAUCUCAUUCUCUCAUAUCAAUGGGUAUUCAUUUCUAAUUAUUUGAUAUAUUAUCAGAUGAUUAAAGUUAAUUACUCACCAAAUGGACUGAGUUAACAAUGGCAAAACAUAUACUCUUUAAUUAUAUUAAAUAAAUGUAAAUACAAUCAAUUAUUAUAUUGCUAACAAUUAACUAUAUAAAUAUGUAUAUACCAUUCAAUAGAUUGUUAUUAAUUAAUAAUAUUGUUAUCAUUUGGUAAACAAUUAACUCUGAUAAGCCCGAAAUAUUAAUACAAUUACUAAUUGUUGAUAAAUCUAAUAUUAAGCUGAGUAACAAUGAUUUGUAACAAUUAACAAUUUGAUUUACAAUUAACUCUUGAAAACUCAUAGGAAAAAAAAAACUUAAUCAAUUAACUAUCAAUACUUUAAAUUACAAUUAAAAUUCAGUUAUAUGAUCUAAUAUAAAUUUACACAGGAAAGGGUCAAAAAUUUUAUCAAUUAAUUAUAUCCAAAUGAUUAUAAUUUAUAACAAUUAAUUAUCAUUAUUAUAAAUAUUAUAUUAUUUUCAAUAUAUUAAUUAUUAAAUGUUUUGUUGCCUUCGGGUUUAAUUCAAUGAUGAAAUUUAAUUUAAUUUACCAGAAAAAAACACUAAUUAUAAAAAGUAUAUUAAUAAAUGUAAAAGCUUAAACAAAGUAAUUAAAUUAAAUU
This is a messenger RNA of Panonychus citri (citrus red mite), 2643 nucleotides long. RefSeq lists its product as uncharacterized. The transcript is spliced from 7 exons. The record is from RefSeq and is a predicted model, not a curated record. The coding region runs from base 517 to 1698 and encodes 393 amino acids. NCBI's taxonomy places the organism in Eukaryota, Metazoa, Arthropoda, Arachnida, Trombidiformes, Tetranychidae.